Molecule: messenger RNA, 1377 nt
Organism: Myotis brandtii (Brandt's bat)
Lineage: Eukaryota; Metazoa; Chordata; Mammalia; Chiroptera; Vespertilionidae
Product: keratin, type I cuticular Ha7-like
Exons: 7
Coding region: 1-1377 (458 amino acids)
Molecular function (GO): structural molecule activity
Source: RefSeq, a predicted model, not a curated record
AUGACUUCCUUCUACAUGACCUCAAGCCAGCCUCUGGGCAGCAUCCAGAAUCCUGGAGAAAGAAAUAUCUGCCCCUCCUCCGGUGAUAUUGGGUACCACCCCGGCUUAGAGGAAAAGGCUGCCUGCCAGGGCCUCUUGGCCAGCCUGGCACAUGUCAACCGAGUUCGAGUGGGGACCACCCCGCUGGGCCGACCCAAUCUCUGUCUGCCCAACAGCUGCCACAAUGCUUGCCCCUUGCCAGGAACCCGCAACAUUCCUGCCAACAUCGGAAGCUGUGGGGCCUACGGUGAAGGCACCUUGAACGGCCAUGAGAAGGAGACCAUGCAGUUCCUGAACGACCGCCUGGCCAACUACCUGCAGAAGGUGCGGCAGCUGGAGCAGGAGAAUGCGGAGCUGGAGACCAAGAUCCGAGAGUGGAGCAAAUGCCAUGAGAGCACCAUGUGCCCCAACUACCAGGGCUACUUCCAGACCCUCGAGGAGCUCCAGCAGAAGAUCCUGUGCAUCAAAUCUGAGAACAACAGGCUGGUCAUCCAAGUUGAUAAUGCCAAGCUGGCUGCAGAUGACUUCAGGACCAAGUACCAGAUGGAGCACUCACUCUACCAGCUGGUGGAGGCCGACAUUUGCGGCCUGCGCAGGGCGCUGGAUGACCUCACACUUGCCAAGUGCGACCUGGAGGCCCAGGUGGAAUCCUUGAAGGAGGAGCUGCUCUGCCUCAAGAAGAACCAUGAACAGGAAGUCCACACUCUGACGUGCCAGCUGGGAGACAGGCUCCUGAUUGAGCUGGACACGGAGCCCACCGUGGACCUGAGCAGGGUGCUGGAGGAGAUGCGGUGCCAGUACGAGACCAUGGUGGAGACCAACCGGCGUGACGUGGAGCAGUGGUUCGAAGCUCAGUCUGAAGGCAUCAGCCUGCAGGCCACAUCCUGCUCCGAGGAGCUGCAGUGCUGCCAGUCGGAGAUCCUGGAGCUGAGACGCACAGUGAAUGCCCUGGAGGUGGAGCUUCAGGCUCAACACCACCUGAAGGACUGUCUGCAGAACUCCCUGUGUGAGGCCGAGGCCCGCUUCGGCACCGAGCUGGCCCAGAUGCAGUGCCUGGUCAGCACCGUGGAGGAGCAGCUGGCUGAGAUCCGGGCUGACCUGGAGCGGCAGAACCAGGAGUACCAGGUGCUGCUGGACGUCAAGGCCAGGCUGGAAGGCGAGAUCGCCACGUACCGGAACCUUCUGGAGAGUGAGGACUGCAAGCUUCCCUGCAACCCAUGCACAACCCCGGCCUCCAGCACCCCCUGUCCAGCCCCUGCAGCCUGUACCGCCUGCCCUCCCUGCUCUUCCAGGCCUCUUCAGGCCUCCCGUGGGCCCUGCUCAUCGCCUCGGCGCUGA